Messenger RNA from Malania oleifera, 9681 nucleotides. RefSeq names its product kinesin-like protein KIN-12F. NCBI's taxonomy places the organism in Eukaryota, Viridiplantae, Streptophyta, Magnoliopsida, Santalales, Ximeniaceae. Gene Ontology annotation, molecular function: ATP binding; microtubule motor activity; microtubule binding. The record is from RefSeq and is a predicted model, not a curated record. The coding region runs from base 336 to 9482 and encodes 3048 amino acids. The transcript is spliced from 38 exons. Gene Ontology annotation, biological process: microtubule-based movement.
GAAGCUCAAACAGAUAGAGAGAGAGAGAGAGAGAGAGAGAGAGAGAGAGAGAGAGAGAGAGAGAGAGAGAGAGAGCCUCUGAUGGUCUUUUCUUGAAUCAAGACCAUGCGAUUGUAGCUUAUCUCAUCGAAAAACCUUAAUUAGAGAUGAACAGCUAAACCCUUGAAUCUGGGUCUCUGCGGUCCCUCAUUUUUUCCUUGAAUUUUCACUCAAAGCAGCCUGAGAAAGAACUAGCUGAAACAGCAGCUCUCUCUAUCUCUCUGUCCCUAUUCCUUAAGAAGACAAUUUCAGGAACUCGCCAUUUUGGGAUCCUGUUCCUCACUUCCUCCUACAGAAUGUUGAGGGAUUUCAAAUUCUUGCGCCGCAAUUCGGGAAAUAAUCCCCCCACGGAGGAAGUUGAGAAUGUGCCCUUAAACCCCAGGGAUUCGUCGGUAGUUCAUAUGGGUGCGGACGCACCUAGGGCUCCUCUAAACACAAUUCAAGAUCCUACCCAGAAGCCAAAACUUGCUCAAGAACAAGAGUCGGGUCUUCUUCGGACUAGGGUUGAAAGGACUCCGUCUAAAGCCAAGGGCAAGAGCUCUGAUGCUGCAUUUCCGAUUCGGACCCCUGAGAAACAUGGGAGAAGUAGGUUUGGGUGGGGUCAGAAGAAUGAACCACCCAGCUCAAAUGUUACUGAAGAUGGGAGAAUUGAUGCCACAAACACUUUGAUCCAGUCAAGCCGAGGGAAUGGGAGCUUCCACAACAUGACUCCUCGUUCAACCACAAGGGCAGUGGGGAGAGGUAGUUCAAGUUAUUCAGAGAGCAAUUCGACACAGAGCACACCAACCAAAAGUGUUACUAAGCCUCCAAAUCCGGGGUUCAGUUUAGCCAGUGGUUCUAGGCUUCCUGCAAAUGGAGGUGGUGCCCGUGUGGGGGGCUUCGCUGCGUUGUCUAAAGGGAUUCCGAUUUCUUGUGGUCCGUCGACAAUUAUUAACACAGUUGAAGUGCCCCACUUUGACCUCAAAGAGGAUCCUUCAUUCUGGAUGGACCAUAAUGUACAGGUUCUAAUACGCGUCCGUCCUCUCAAUGCCAUGGAGAAGAGCAUGACUGGUUACAGCAGGUGCCUGAAGCAGGAAAGUGCGCAGAGCAUCACUUGGAUUAGCCAACCAGAAACAAGAUUCACAUUUGACCAUGUAGCAUGUGAAUCAAUUGACCAGGAAACACUCUUUAGGUUGGCUGGGCUGUCAAUGGUGGAGAAUUGCCUGUCUGGAUACAAUAGCUGUAUGUUUGCGUAUGGUCAGACUGGAAGCGGGAAAACAUAUACAAUGCUUGGUGAGAUUGAAGAGUUAGAAGUCAAGCCCAGUCCAAACCGUGGAAUGACCCCACGCAUAUUCGAAUUCCUAUUUGCAAGAAUCAGAGCUGAGGAGGAAAGCCGAAGGGAUGAGAGAUUGAAGUACAGCUGCAAGUGUUCUUUCUUAGAGAUUUACAAUGAACAAAUUACAGAUCUACUUGAUCCUUCAUCUACAAACUUGCUUCUGCGGGAAGAUAUUAAAAAGGGUGUGUAUGUUGAAAAUCUAUCUGAAAUUGAAGUCUGGACAGUGAGUGACAUUCUCAGGCUGCUAGCUCAGGGAUCUUCAAAUAGGAAAGUUGCAGCGACUAACAUGAAUAGGGAGAGUAGCCGUUCACAUAGUGUCUUUACAUGCGUGAUUGAAAGUAAGUGGGAGAAGGAUGCCACUACUAAUCUACGGUUUGCACGGCUAAACCUUGUUGAUCUUGCUGGUUCAGAAAGGCAGAAAACUUCUGGUGCAGAGGGAGAGCGUUUAAAGGAGGCUGCAAACAUUAACAAAUCGCUAUCUACACUCGGUCAUGUGAUAAUGGUUCUAGUGGACGUGGCACACGGGAAGCCUAAACAUAUUCCAUAUAGAGAUUCAAGGCUGACCUUUCUUCUUCAGGACUCACUUGGUGGAAACUCAAAAACAAUGAUUAUUGCUAAUGUUAGCCCUUCUAUAUGCUGUGCUGCUGAAACGCUGAACACUCUCAAGUUCGCUCAGCGAGCCAAACUCAUUCAGAACAAUGCUGUGGUGAAUGAGGAUUCUUCAGGGGAUGUUGUUGCACUACAACAUCAAAUACGACUAUUAAAGGAAGAACUUUCUGCUCUCAGACGUCAAAAUGUCUCCAGAUCUCUGUCAUUCGGUUCAAGCAUUGCUGCAGAUAUUACCCAAGCACAUGAAAGAGUUCGCAAUGAAGAGGAACUUGAAAUGUACCAACAGAGGAAUGAUGAUCUACUUGGACCUGAAUCCAAAUGUGCUAUGAGAGUGUCAUCUAAACAGUUGAAAUCUCUAGAGACAACACUUGCUGGUGCCUUAAGAAGGGAGCAGAUGGCAGAAAAUUCUAUCAAGCAACUUGAAGCAGAAAUUGAACAACAGAACCGUUUGGUUCGUCAAAGAGAGGAGGACACCAGGUGCACUAAAAUGAUGCUGAAGUUUCGGGAAGAUAAGAUUCAAAGAAUGGAGUCACUUCUUGGUGGCUUAAUACCUGCAGAUACUUACUUACUGGGAGAGAACAAAGCUCUCUGUGAAGAGAUUCAGUUAUUACGAGCUAAAAUCGAUAGAAACCCAGAAGUAACUCGCUUUGCAUUGGAGAAUAUCAAGCUUUUAGAUCAACUUAGAAGAUUUCAAGAUUUUUAUGAAGAAGGAGAGAGAGAAAUACUAUUGGCUGAAGUGUCCCAAUUGCGGGAUCAGCUACUUCAAAAUCUUGAUGGGGUUAAGAAUUAUAACCAUCCAAAUUUGAAUGCCACACCACAGGAAGCAAUAUUCACUAGUAAAGAAAAGGAUUCACUCCAGUUGGAGUUAAAAAACACUCUUGGGGAGUUGGAUGAAUGCAGGAUUAACUUACAUUCUUGCUUAAAGGACAAUGCAAAACUCAGUAGAGAAAUAGAUGAUUUACGGUCUCUGUUGAACAAUGUCAAAUCUGAAUGCAAUGAUGGAGAUGGCAGUAUGAAAUUCAUGAAGGAGUCUUCAUUAGAAACUUCAUCUUUUGAACCUCAUUUUCUGAAAGAAGUUAAGGAGGACAAAGCAGAAGGGAGCCAUGAAACUCUGUUGAAACACACUGAAGAAUUCGUGCAUUUGCAGCUGGAGUUGGAUAUACUAAAGAUGAUUCUCAAAGAAGAGAGUGUGGUUCGUGGCAAGAUAGAGGAGAAGGCAAUGUGCUUCACUAGCGAUCUAGAGAUUGCAAAAGAUAAGGUUUCACAGAUAGCCAAAGAAUGUGAUGAUCUAAAAGGUGAACUGAAGGAAGCGAAGUCCAUUAUUGAAGCCUUUGAAUCCCAACAAAUUCUAUCUAUCAAUGAGAUGGAUGAUCUGAGGAACAGUAAAAAUAAUUAUGUGGAACUUUUGAGUAAGAAGGAGCUAGAGAUCAUUUCUCUGAAGGAGAAACUUUGUUGUCAAAAGUUACAAGAUCAACCUCCUUUGAAGCAUUCUGAAAGAUAUGAUUCUCCCUUACAGGAAAAAUUGAAGAGGAUGCAUGACUCUCUUGAGAAGGCCAAAAGAAUGAAUAUGUGGUACCAAAAUGAUCGCGCAUUUCAGGCAUCAAACGAAGAAGAAAUGGAUGAGGUUCGUAAGCAGGCUGAGGCUGAAACUGCUGAGGUAAUUAUAUGUUUGCAGGAAGAACUUAUCAUUCUUCAGCAGCAAGUCGAAGAUAGCAAUUUUAAGGAGAUGGAAUCAAAAAAUUGUAUGACAGUUUUGGAAACUGAAUUGAAGGAGCUGCAAGAAAAAUUACACGUGAUGACCAAAGAAAAUGUAAGGUUGGGUGAAAUGCUUGAGGAGAAAAAUAUGGAACUAAGAAUAGUAUCUGAAGAAUGGGGUAAGUUGACUGGUGAGAUUGAAGAAGUCCUUGCUGACGGUUCUGAUGCACUGAAAGAUGCAUCUGAUCAGCUAGAUUCUAUAUCCUGUUCGUUUCCACAGAGAAGGACUUGGAUCUCUGAUCAGUUUGGCAAAACAAUAAAAAUAAUAUAUGAAAAGGAAUUAUUAAUUGAAGAACUCAGCAGAUGUUUAGAAAAUGCAAACAGUAGAAAAAGUGAAGUGGAAUGCAUGCUGAGGUCUUUGAAAGGUGCAGCAAUGGUAAUAACUGAAGCACAUCAGCAAGACUGCAGUGAAAAAGAGAGAGAAAUUCUCCUGCUAAGGUCAGAGUUGAGUGAAAAAGCAUCUACUAUAAAAAAGUUGGGAAACAGGCUUAAGUUGGGAGAGGAUUGCUCCACAAAAGCAUCAAUCUGUGCCACAGUGGCUUUUGUGAUUGUGAGUAGAUUUUCUGAGAUGAAUGCAAAUCAUCUCAAGCAACUGAAGGACAAGGAUUUUCAGCUAAGUGAGUUAGUAGAAGUGAACCUGAGGAAGGACGCCCUUCUCGAUGAUCAGGCUGUUAUGAUUGAGGAAGCAGAGACUCAGAUUCAAAGUCUUAGAAUGGAGCUAGAAACUUUGGAAGAGAACUGUGGUAAGCUAAGACAACAGCUCUUGGAGGAGCAGAAACGUGUUUGUGCUAUGGAACAGAAGCUUGAAGCAAUUGAAGAAAAUGAUGUUUUGAAGACAAGAGAAAAAUUAGUAGAGCUGAAAACUGAAAUUUCCUCACUCUUGUCUUGCAUGAGCAAGCGUGUCGAGGUGGUGGGAAGUACAGAGAAAAGAGAUGCACCCAGAAGUUAUGACUGUACAUCAUCUGUCACUGGAAUGUGUGAGACAGGUACUGAAACAAAUCAAGACGCCAACAACAUUCACUCACAUUUGAUAGAGGACCUGAAGCCAGAUAAGUUGGGAUGUUCUUUAAGAGUAGGCAAGAGCAUGUGCCAGUCUAGACAGAUGUGCAAGGGCACUUCUGAUGUAGAUCUUACUGUACUUCUAAGAGAGGAAAUAGAAUCUACUAUUGAAAGCUUUAAAGUGGUGCAAAACCAAAUUUCCAAACUAUGUAAUGAGAAAGAGGAUGCUUUUAUCACUGAAAAGCAGAGUCAAGAAAGCAUGAAAUGUCUGAUGUCUGAGGCACUUUCACUGCAACGGGCUAUGAGUAGCUUUGAAAAGUUAUUUGGACUCAAAAUAAUGGAUAUGGAUCAUAAGCUGCAGGCAGUUGAACUGGUUGUGCAUAAAGUUGGUGUAGACUGGUGCCAAGUUAAGGAGUUACUUGAACUAGAAGUUGGAGAUGCUAAGAUAAUUGCAAACCAGGGAGCUGCAGAAGCCUCUUGUAUUCUUGGUAAAUUUGAAGAGGCCCAAGAAAUGAUGAAAGAAGCAGAUGUCAUGAUAAACAAAUUGUUGAUAGCUAAUGAAAUGCUGAAGAUUGAGGUUGAAGGGUUGAGGAAAAAGGAAGUCACCUUAAUCAACGAAAAGGAAAUCCUAAUCACUAAGGUGGAAAGUUUGCAAUCUUCCAAUGAUCUUAAGGAUCAGCAAUGUGAAGAACUUGAGAAGCAGCUUAUCACAAAUUUGACGGACACGAGGGAUCUGGUAGUGGAGUUGGAGGGUACCACUGCAGAGGUCCAGGAAGCUUUCAAGAAAGAUUUCAUGUUUAUGACUGGUGAAUUCUGCUGCAUAAAGUCUCGACUUCUUGAAUCUACAAAGUCGUUGCGGUCAGGGCUUGAGGACAUCUGGUCUGAGUUAAUUGUAAAAGAUUGCGCUGUGUCCGCAUUACACCUGUGUCAUAUGGGAAUAUUGUUGGAAACAGUGACAGGUUUGAAUGCAGAAAAUGGUUUGCUUCAUCAUGGGCUGUGUGAGUCUCACUCUGUCAUAGCAGAUCUGAGGCAACGUAAUGUUAAAUCCAGAAAAGAGCUUGAAAUGUGUAGGAUUCUAAAGGGGAAGCUGCUGGCUGACAUCAAGAACAGUUUUGAUCGCAUCUCAAGGAAAGAGGAUGAAACUGGGGAACUUGGCAUCAAGCUAAAUGCUUUUGAGAAAAAAAUAAUGGAUCUACAGCUUCAAGAGGAGUUAAUGUUGCAAAGGUCUAAUUCUAUGGGAUCUGAGCUUGCUAUUUUAAUAAAAGAGCUGGAUCUGAGUAAUUCAAAUGUUUUAGCAUCUCUUGUGAACCAAGAGAAAUUGCUGAAGGAUAAAGAGGAAAUAAUAAAAUCUCAGACAGAGCUUUUCGUCAUAGACUUGUUCCGCAAAGAUUUUGAGUCACUUAUUAUGGCAUCAGAGUUAAAAGAACUGGCACUCCGAAAUUCUGAGAAGGAAAGUAUGCAAGUCCAUUUUUCUGCUGUCCUUGGGAACUUAAUGAAAGAAAUAAUUUUUCUCAAUCUAGAUGCAGGAUUGAAAGAACAGUUCUUAAUUGAUAAGGAAGGUGAGGUUGCCCUUCUACAGGACGAAAUUGAAGAAGUUCAGAAGGAGAGGCAGGACCUGUUGUUGAAUCUAAAUCAAAGUAGUUUAAAAAUAAAACAGAUGGAUGAGAUGAAGAAGGUUCUUGAAAAUGACAUGCAGUUGCUCAAAAGUGCUGCUUCUUCAAAUGAAUUGUUGAAAGGUGAACUUGGAGAAGUUGUGGAAGCAAAUGUGAGACUGUCAAACCAGGUUCACAAUCUUGAAUUUGAACAUGAAAAACUCGUAGAAGAGCUGAGACUGAAAGAAAAGGAUCUAGAGUUUUCUUGCAGUCAUGUAUCUGUGCUAGAUGUACAAAAUGAAAAGUUGCAGAAAGACAUUUGCUUGCUGGAAGCUUCUUUUUGCAGGCUUCAAGAUGAGGUGGGCAUGAAAAAUGCUGAGCUAAGUAGAAUGAGCUGCUUGGAGAUUGAAAACAAAUCUUUGAUGGAUGAUAUUAAGAAGUUGAAGUCAGAAAACUGCAUUAUUCUUCAAGAUUUAGAAGCAAAGAGAUCUGAACUUGAAUCAUCUUUAAGGCAUAUAAAUGCCUUUGGUAUGGACAAACAGAACCUAGAAGACAAAGUUUCCUCCAUGGAGGUGAGCAUUGCCAAUCUACAGACUGAUCUAGACCGUGGAAAUGCAGAACUAGCUGAACUCCAAGAUCACCACUCCAUUAUCACAGAGCAGUUGUUCCUGAAAAGUCAAGACCUGGAUGUCCAUGUUAACAAAGUAAAUGCAUUGAUGGAAGAGAAUGUUUUUCUGAAUAGUGAAUUGAGGUCUCAUGUAAAAAAUAAGCAUGAAGUCCUUACCAUGUUGAGUGCAAACAUUAUGAAGUCUGUUGAUGCAGUAGAAUCUGUAGAUAUGGUUACUGGAAGAAUGUUUAACAUGCUAAAUGAACAAAACACUAUGAUCUUAGAUAGAAUGCUCAAAGAGAUUUCUGAAAAUCUAGAGAGGACAUCUAAAUUCAUUGAAGAGUUGAAGUGCUUGGAGGACCUGUCUGAAGAGCUUAUGUCUGAAAAUUCGUGGCUUCAGAGUGAGUUGUUGAGGAAGGAUGAUGUUUUAAGAGGUUUGUCAUUUGAUCUGAGACUGUUGCAGGAAUCUGCGUCUAAUGCAAAGGAUCAAAAAGAUGAAAUCGAAGAUAUGGCAGCUUCUUUGGAGGCUUUAGAAGAUGAGCUCACUGUAAGAUCCGGUGAACUUGAAGAGGCUGUUGCUCAUGGCAAAAAUCUUGAAAUUCAGUUGCAGGAGAAAAUGGACAUAAUCUCAUCACUUAGGUUGGAGAUAUCUAAAAAUCACGACUCGCUUGAUUCACUUUCUCGUGAAAAUUUUGAGCUUAGAGCUCACUUUGAAGAAGCCUUGGCAGCAAAAAGUUGCUUUCAGGAUGAGUUAACAGAAAAAAGGAAGAUAAAUGACAGCUUAGAAAUGGAACUACUUGAAAUGGGCAGCUCUAUUGAACAGAUGAGUAAUUCAAUCGAGUCUAUGAAGAGUAAUUUGAGCAUGGUUACAAGUGAGAGAGAUCAGCUCCAAGAGGAAAUUCUUAUUUUGAGAAAAGAGCUUGAAGCAACGGGUGUUCUGGCUGAAGAAAAUGAAGCAAACAUUCUGGAAGCUCAGCAGAUGGCCGAAGCAAGACGAAUUUAUGCUGAAGAGAAGGAAGAGGAGGUAAAGCUACUAGAAAGAUCCGUGGAAGAGUUGGAAUGUACCAUCAAUGUACUAGAAAACAAGGUUGACAUUGUCAAAGGAGAAGCUGAACGGCAGCGGUUGCAGAGAGAGGAGCUAGAGUCGGAGCUUCAUGCUAUAAAACAUCAGAUGGAAAGUGUUGAAAGUGGUGAUGCGGACAUGAAAAGGAUUUUACAUGAAAAAGAGAAAAAUGUUCAGGAAGCCCUGGACCGUAUACAGCUUCUCGAGGGAGAGAUUGCUUGCAGGGAUGCAGAGAUUUCCCAAUGCAAAGCACAUAUAUCGGAGCUUAGUUUGCAUGCUGAGGCACAAGCUAAUGAAUACAAGCUAAAGUUCAAGGCAUUGGAGAUCAUGGCUGAACAAGUUAGACCGGAGGGAUCUUCUACACAUGUUACAAAUUCUUUGUCAAUCAAAUCAGAAAAAAAUGCCACAAAGUCUAGGGGAUCUGGUUCCCCAUUUAAAUGCAUUGGGCUGGGUUUGGCCCAUCAAAUUAAAUCUGAGAAGGAUGAGGAGCUCACUGCUGGAAGAGUUCGUAUUGAAGAGCUUGAAGCCUUAGCUGCUCAUCGUCAGAAAGAGAUAUUCAUGCUAAAUGCUAGAUUAGCUGCUGCAGAGAGCAUGACACAUGAUGUAAUUCGAGAUUUAUUGGGAGUAAAGUUGGAUAUGACCAAUUAUGCGUCAUUAUUGGAUAAUCAGCAAGUGAAGAAGAUAACAGAUAAGGCUCUAAUUCAUUGUACUGAAGCUCAAGUGAAGGAGCAGGAAGUAAACAAGCUAAAGCAGCAGCUCAAUGAAUUUAUUGAAGAAAGGCAAGGAUGGCUGGAGGAGAUCGACCGAAAACAGGCAGAGAUGGUGGCUCUGCAGAUUUCACUUGAAAAGCUUCGCCAGCAAGAUCGUCUAUUAUUAACUGAAAAUGAAAUGUUCAAGAUGGAGAAUAUAAAUCAUAAGAAGAAAGUGAUGGAGCUUGAAUCUGAAGUAAAGAAGCUGUGUGGUCAGCAAAAUUUGCAACAGCGCAUCCAUCAUCAUGCCAAAAUCAAGGAGGAAAACAACUUGUUAAAAAUUCAGAAUGAAGAUCUCAGUGCUAAGCUGAAGCGAGCAGAGACUAUUCUUUCACGCGUGAAGGAAGAGCUUGCUCGGUAUCGCGCUGCAAAUGGCAGGUGCCCAUAUAUUGAUCUUGAUGAGGAGCAAAGGUUGAAUAACAAACUAAAGGAAACUGAAGAGGAGAGACUCCAGUUAGCUCAGAAGUUGCUGGCAUUAUGUACCAGCAUCUUGAAGGCUGCUGGAAUAACAAAACCAGUGUCUGAUGUAAGCCUCCCUGUUGCUGAAGAGGCUCUAGAGCAGCUAAAAAACCGGAUUACUUUGCUGGAACAAGAAUUGCAAGAUUUGAAAUUUAAGAAUAUAAUGACUGGUGAAAGAAUUAGGUUGUCCGAGUCCAUGCCACAACCCUCACCAUUAAGCUCGAGGUCCUACGAUAAUCAUCAAACUUCCAAAAGAGGAUCUCAAACGCCAUUUCUUUCUGCUUUAGAUAGAUAAGCCCACUAACAAGGAAAUUGUGUUGUUAAGAUGAACUGUUAGUUUUUUGCUAACAAUUUUGAAAUUCAACUUGUGCUAUUCUUUUUGUUUAGAUGGUUCAACUGUAAAUUGAUUCAUUUUUUAACAUGUGUGUAUAUAUGUAUAUUUUUUCAUGUAAUGUAAUUGAUUCGAUGGAAAUAUAUAGCGUCAUUUCUUUUUU